Octodon degus (degu) is the source of this 784-nucleotide messenger RNA. RefSeq names its product NADH:ubiquinone oxidoreductase complex assembly factor 3 (gene Ndufaf3). Lineage: Eukaryota; Metazoa; Chordata; Mammalia; Rodentia; Octodontidae. The record is from RefSeq and is a predicted model, not a curated record. Gene Ontology annotation, biological process: mitochondrial respiratory chain complex I assembly. The transcript has 5 exons. Gene Ontology annotation, cellular component: mitochondrial inner membrane. Bases 89 to 643 code for a protein of 184 amino acids.
UCCCGGACGCUGGGGGCGCUGAGAGGCGCCCGGCCCGACGACGUGACGCCCUUCCAGGCCUCGGCUACCUCAGCGCGCCCAGGGAGCCAUGGCCGCCGCCCUUGCCGUAGGUUCCCAGCUCCGGGCGCGACUCUCGCUGUGCCGUCCGCUUGCAAAGCUACUAUGGAUUCCGCGGCGGUGGCACCGGCUCUCGCCAGCAGACGACGAGCUUUACCAGCGGACGCGUAUCUCUCUGGUGCAGCGCGAAUUCCCGCACUCCAUGUACAUCGACAGCUACAGCAGCUGGGGCUUCAUGGUCAACGGAAACCGCGUGCUGGGACCGUGCGCACUCCUCCCGCACUCCAUGCUGCAGUGGAACGUGGGAUCCCACCUGGACAUCACCGAGGAGAGCUUCUCCCUCUUCUGGAUGCUGGAGCCCAGGAUAGAGAUCGUUGUGGUGGGCACUGGCAACAGGACCGAGAGGCUGCACUCCCUGCUAUUGCAGGCCAUGAGGCGGCGAGGCAUUGCUGUGGAAGUGCAGGAUACGCCCAAUGCCUGUGCCACCUUCAACUUCCUGUGUCAUGAAGGCCGAGUGACAGGAGCUGCUCUCAUCCCCCCACCUGGAGAGACGUCACUGACUUAUCCCACUCAAGCUGCAGAAUGAACCACCAGGAACCUACCCACGGUCUCGGAGGCAGGGGGCUGGCAGAGUGCUGGCACUCCCAGGGCCUAAUAACCUCCCCCACGGGCACACUGUAACAUCAGCUUACCAGGAUAGUAAUUUAUAUACCUGUCUUCCUUCGUA